Molecule: messenger RNA, 1098 nt
Organism: Rotaria sp. Silwood2
Lineage: Eukaryota; Metazoa; Rotifera; Eurotatoria; Philodinida; Philodinidae
Source: the annotation of a GenBank genome assembly
AUGGCUAUUGAUCUUGAACUUUGGUGGCUUCGUAGUCUAUCAUUCAUUAUUUUGGUGCCAUUUCUUGGAUCAUACCUUGUAUCGAUUGGAUUAAUGGUUAAAGAUCUUGCAUUUUUCAUACUUAUUAUUCUAAUUGUUAUGAUUGGUUAUGGUGUUGCAUCUCGUUCCAUGGUUUCUUAUCCAGUAGUAAGCAAUUCUACUAUAGAAGCAAAUUAUUCCAUAGAUACUAGCUUUGAUGGUAGACUUAUGUUGUAUCAGGUUUUCUAUCCUGUUUACUAUUUCUUAUACGGAGAUUUUGAUGAGGAAUUAGAGAAUCUUGACCGUUUUCCGGAUGCGCGAUGGUCAAUAGCCAGCCAUAUACUACUUGCUGUUCAUUUAAUUCUUCUAAAUAUCUUAUUAACAAAUUUACUCAUAGCUAUCUUCACUAAGCGAUUUGAACAAGUUUAUACAGAUGCACAAAAUGUUUGGCAUUCACAAAAAUAUGUACUUACACGUGAAUAUUUUGUACGUUCACCAUUUUUACCACCAAUAAGUCUUCUUUGUGAUAUUGCUACUUUAUCUCGUAUGUUUUACUCAUGGACAAUGCGAAAAUAUUUCGAUAAAUCAGUGUAUCAUUAUGGUCGAGUAUUCAAAAUGAUUCCUACAAAGAGAGAUACGAUUAAAGAAUGGAAUUAUUUUGAAUAUGUAUUUACAUCAGAAUUUGCUAAUGAUCAAGUAAAAAGUGUAUCUACUAAGUAAGAUGAAUAACAUAAAAUUUAUUUUCUUAGGCAACUCGAAUGAAAGGACAGGGGCGCAUAAGAAGCCGAUUUGGCCCAUAGGAUAUUUUCAGUCAUUUUAUCGCCUAUCCUAUUCAGAAAAAUGUGGUGAUUCUUUUGGUAACAAUUUCAAGUCAAGCUGUAAGGAUUAUAAGCUAUCUUGCGGGAGAAUACCUGCAAAAAAGUAUUGAAGUUUCAUUGGGCUCAUAGUUGUCCAUUAUCAGCUCAAAAUAUACGACUUUUAGGCAAUGUUUCAAGCUCAAUCUAUAUUGGUUAGAAAGAGCGUUUAAUACUGCAUCGUUUCAUAUAAAAACUAAUAUUCUUUCAUUAAAAAUUUAAUCAU